Messenger RNA from Paramecium tetraurelia, 654 nucleotides. RefSeq lists its product as uncharacterized. The transcript has 3 exons. NCBI's taxonomy places the organism in Eukaryota, Ciliophora, Oligohymenophorea, Peniculida, Parameciidae. The record is from RefSeq and is a predicted model, not a curated record.
AUGGAAACUGAAUCUAAAAUACAACAAAAGUUCUUAAUUUUGAGUUAAGUCUCUCCUCCUGUACUUGGAUCAAUUCAUUAUAACAAAUCUCCUAAUCUUGAGUAACUUGAUUAACUUGCCCAAAUCUCAGUAAUGAGAAGAAUGAAAUCAAAUGAUCCACAUAAAACUGAACCAACCUACAGAGAUAAAUAUUAAAAUAUAUCUAAAUAGAAGGAAGAAAUCUUUAAAAUAAAAAAAACUAAACAACCUUCAUUACCUUAUUUACCUAAGAAAUAGAAGGAAUUUUAUAAUAAAUGGUACAUACCUUAUGAUCAGAGGUAUGUUUAAAAGCCAGAUUUCAUGCAAUAGAAAUAUGAAGACGAAUUGCACUUUUAUAAAAAUAUGCAUAAUAUGUAUGUACAAUAUAAUCCAUUUGAUCAUAAUCUACCUGAGGAUCUCAUGAAAAAGAUAGGCAACAAGGAAAGAACAGAGGCACUUAAAGAAAUACUGAAAGGGUAGAAAUAGAUAAUUGAAUUUAAGAGGUUUUAUUGUAAAUUAAAGCUUAGGAGUUUAGAUAAAGAAAAAUAAAGAGUUCCUGAAUUUAUAAAACAAUUACUGGAAGCAGAAAACAAAAAAUAAAAACAAAAGCAAAAAUAAUUGUUGUAGUUCUAAUGA